CUGGAGGCAGCAGAGGUUAUUGUCGUUCAUGACUCGUGGUUUGUUUGUUUCAGAUCUUUUUCAUCCUCCCAUGAUCCACCUCAACAAUGUUUUCCUGCUAAACCAAUCAGAGGCCGUUGUCACCGCCGGCUCCGCCAUCAUCCUCCGUUGCUGUGGCGACAGUGCAGUCCGUUGGUCCAGCACAGCGUUUCGCCUGCAGUACCACGACAACCUCCCUGACCUGUUAGAGGUCACGAGGUCUGUGCCGAGACACACUGGGACGUACCGAUGCGGUUACUCCGCCCACAACCUGCGGCACCUCAACACCUGGAUCCACCUGUAUGUCAAAGACCCGGUCCACACCACCAGGGUGUUUGAGACGCCUCGUGGCGUCCCACCUGUCAAAGAAGGCCAGGACUUCCUGUUCAAGUGUCAGCUGACUGACCCGUCUGUCACAAACCUCACCUUCCAAUCAGACAGCAGGGGGCGGAGUCUGCCCCAGGGCAUGAAUGUGACGUUUGACCGCCGGAGUGGCGUCCUCAUCCGAGACGUCCAGAGGACGUUUAACGGACGAUACGUCUGCUCAGGCCUGAAGGACGGAAGACCGGUCCAAUCUGCACCUGUGGAUCUGCUGGUGGUUCCGAUGACGGCUUACGGAGUUAAACGUGUCUGCAUCUACAGCGCUCAUCACCCCCUGCUGGACGCCAGCAGUCUCACUGUCUUCACCGUGGCGAUUCUGCGAGGUCACAUGGUCACAGCAGCUCCAGGGCGUGAUAAUGGGCGUGGCCACGUGGUUGUGGUUUGA
Molecule: messenger RNA, 784 nt
Organism: Solea senegalensis (Senegalese sole)
Lineage: Eukaryota; Metazoa; Chordata; Actinopteri; Pleuronectiformes; Soleidae
Product: macrophage colony-stimulating factor 1 receptor 2-like
Exons: 3
Coding region: 29-784 (251 amino acids)
Source: RefSeq, a predicted model, not a curated record